GAGUCCGCCCGGCCCCCGCCGCUUCCCGGUUCCGCCACCGCCCCCGCAGCGGUGUUUUGAGGACCUGGAACCAUGACGGACUCCAAAUACUUCACGACCAAUAAAAAAGGGGAGAUUUUUGAACUGAAGGCUGAACUCAAUAAUGAAAAGAAAGAGAAGAGGAAAGAAGCUGUAAAGAAGGUUAUUGCAGCCAUGACUGUGGGGAAGGAUGUCAGCUCACUCUUUCCUGAUGUUGUGAACUGCAUGCAGACUGACAACCUGGAGCUGAAGAAGCUGGUCUACCUGUACCUGAUGAACUAUGCCAAAAGUCAGCCAGACAUGGCCAUCAUGGCUGUCAACAGCUUUGUGAAGGACUGUGAGGACCCAAACCCUCUGAUCCGUGCCCUGGCCGUGCGCACCAUGGGGUGCAUCAGGGUGGAUAAAAUCACGGAGUACCUGUGCGAGCCCCUCCGCAAGUGUCUGAAGGAUGAGGACCCCUAUGUCAGGAAGACUGCAGCUGUCUGUGUGGCAAAGCUGCACGACAUCAAUGCCCAGAUGGUGGAGGACCAAGGAUUCCUGGAUUCUCUGCGUGACCUGAUUGCAGACUCCAAUCCCAUGGUGGUGGCAAACGCUGUGGCUGCCCUGUCAGAAAUCAGUGAAUCUCAUCCCAACAGCAACCUGCUGGAUUUGAACCCUCAGAACAUCAACAAGCUGCUGACAGCUUUAAAUGAGUGCACAGAGUGGGGGCAGAUCUUCAUCCUGGACUGUCUGUCCAACUACAACCCCAAGGAUGACCGGGAAGCUCAGAGUAUCUGUGAGCGGGUGACCCCCCGGCUGUCUCACGCCAACUCGGCCGUGGUGCUGUCAGCGGUGAAGGUCCUGAUGAAGUUCCUGGAGCUUCUUCCCAAGGACUCUGACUAUUACAACAUGCUGCUGAAGAAACUUGCCCCUCCACUGGUGACCCUGCUGUCUGGAGAGCCCGAAGUCCAGUAUGUUGCCCUGAGGAACAUCAACUUGAUUGUGCAGAAAAGGCCUGAAAUCCUGAAGCAGGAAAUCAAGGUGUUCUUUGUGAAGUACAACGACCCCAUCUAUGUCAAACUGGAGAAACUGGACAUCAUGAUCCGCCUGGCUUCUCAAGCAAACAUUGCCCAGGUCCUGGCAGAGCUCAAGGAAUACGCGACCGAGGUGGACGUUGACUUCGUGCGCAAGGCCGUGCGAGCCAUCGGGCGCUGUGCCAUCAAGGUCGAGCAAUCUGCAGAGCGCUGUGUGAGCACACUGCUGGACCUCAUCCAGACCAAGGUCAACUACGUGGUGCAGGAGGCCAUCGUUGUCAUCAGAGACAUCUUCCGCAAGUACCCCAACAAGUAUGAAAGCAUCAUUGCCACUCUGUGUGAGAACCUGGAUUCCCUGGAUGAGCCAGAUGCCAGAGCUGCCAUGAUCUGGAUAGUGGGUGAAUAUGCAGAGAGAAUUGACAAUGCUGAUGAACUGUUGGAGAGUUUUCUGGAGGGCUUCCACGAUGAAAGUACUCAGGUGCAGCUCACCCUCCUGACUGCUAUAGUGAAGCUGUUCUUAAAAAAGCCUUCUGAGACACAGGAGCUGGUUCAGCAGGUCCUCAGCCUGGCCACCCAGGAUUCUGACAACCCAGACCUGCGGGAUCGCGGCUACAUCUACUGGCGCCUUCUCUCCACGGACCCCGUGACCGCCAAGGAAGUGGUUCUCUCGGAAAAGCCGCUGAUUUCCGAGGAGACCGACCUGAUCGAGCCCACCCUGCUCGAUGAGCUCAUCUGCCACAUCGGGUCCCUGGCGUCCGUGUACCACAAACCCCCCAACGCCUUCGUGGAGGGGAGCCACGGCAUCCACCGCAAGCACCUGCCCAUUCACCAUGGCAGCACCGACGCUGGCGACAGCCCCGUGGGCACCACGGCCACCACGAACCUGGAGCAGCCACAGGUCAUUCCAUCCCAGGGAGACCUCCUGGGAGACCUCCUCAACCUGGACCUGGGGCCCCCUGUGAACGUUCCCCAAGUGUCCUCCAUGCAGAUGGGUGCCGUGGACCUCCUGGGAGGAGGGCUGGACAGCUUGCUUGGCAGUGACCUUGGCGGGGGCAUUGGAGGAAGCCCGGCAGUGGGACAGACCUACAUUCCCUCCUCCGUGCCAGCCACCUUUGCCCCUUCGCCCACCCCUGCAGUGGUCAGCAGUGGACUCAACGACCUCUUCGAGCUCUCCUCUGGCAUAGGCAUGGCUCCCGGAGGAUACGUGGCUCCAAAGUCUGUUUGGUUGCCUGCAGUGAAGGCUAAAGGACUGGAGAUCUCAGGCACAUUCAGCCACAGGCAGGGACACAUCUACAUGGAGAUGAACUUCACCAAUAAGGCUUUGCAGCACAUGACUGACUUUGCCAUUCAGUUCAAUAAGAACAGCUUUGGGGUCAUCCCAAGCACCCCACUGGCCAUUCACACACCUCUGAUGCCAAACCAAAGUAUUGAUGUCUCCCUGCCCCUCAACACUCUGGGACCAGUCAUGAAAAUGGAACCUCUGAACAACCUCCAGGUGGCUGUGAAAAACAACAUCGAUGUCUUUUACUUCAGCUGCCUAAUUCCUCUCAACGUGCUCUUUGUAGAGGAUGGCAAAAUGGAGCGCCAGGUCUUCCUUGCAACAUGGAAGGAUAUUCCAAACGAAAAUGAGCUUCAGUUCCAGAUUAAAGACUGUCACCUGAAUGCUGACACUGUCUCCAGCAAGCUGCAGAACAACAAUGUCUACACCAUUGCCAAGAGGAACGUGGAGGGCCAGGACAUGCUCUACCAGUCUCUGAAGCUCACCAAUGGCAUCUGGAUCUUGGCUGAGCUUCGCAUCCAGCCGGGGAACCCGAACUACACGCUCUCCCUGAAAUGCCGAGCUCCCGAAGUGUCCCAGUACAUCUACCAGGCCUACGAUGCCAUCUUGAAAAACUAACAGGAGAUCAGCCUGUGCCUCACCCUGCGGAAGGAGGGGGGGGAAAAAGGGGUCCCCAAAUCCUCCUUCACCGCUAGCGCGGGGGGAAAAGCACUCGUAACUGGAAGCAGCUGUAUUCAUGUGUAGGAUUUCAGUCAAAGGCACUGAUUAAACAAGGUAGCAAUUAGUAUCCACGUGCUAACGAUGAUAGGGAACAAACCCCUUUGGUAUUUUUAGCGUCCAUGGAGUUUGUAACCACUGCUUCGACUACUCCCAUGUCCCCCUCGCCCCCCACUCAUCCGUUCUCGUGGGCUUCUCCAUUUUGUGCCAAUGUUCAGUGUUUUCUAAAUGGCUUUAGGUGUAGUUUCGAUUUUGUAAAAUACCGCUCAUUGGGGAAAAAAAACACAAAACAAAACAAAAAAAAAACCAAGCAAAAACCACACGUCUGCUCAUUAAAACAAGGCAAAAGUGUCGAAAA
This is a messenger RNA of Manacus vitellinus (golden-collared manakin), 3385 nucleotides long. RefSeq names its product adaptor related protein complex 2 subunit beta 1 (gene AP2B1). Gene Ontology annotation, molecular function: clathrin binding. The transcript is spliced from 22 exons. Gene Ontology annotation, cellular component: membrane coat; clathrin adaptor complex. The record is from RefSeq and is a predicted model, not a curated record. Lineage: Eukaryota; Metazoa; Chordata; Aves; Passeriformes; Pipridae. Bases 73 to 2928 code for a protein of 951 amino acids. Gene Ontology annotation, biological process: vesicle-mediated transport; intracellular protein transport.